UGGUAAUUUGUAGACUGUAGUUAGAAAAAUAUUGUAACCAGUGUAAUAAAUAGUGAAUUGGUUAAAUUGGAAUAAUAAUUAUUAAUUUGGAUUUAUUAUAGGUGAAUUUGAAAUGCAAUUCACUGCGAAUCAAGUUCGAUUGCAAAUGUUUUAAAACAUUUGUAUAUUUAAUACAACAAAUAGGUAAUUUGUUCAAAAUGAGCCUUGUUGGAAAGAAGUGCGAAUCAAUAACGCUUCUUGAAUCAAACAGGCAGGAAAUUUUAAGUGAAGUAACACCUGAUGAUGUUCUUAAGUUAGAUAAAAUAACGGAGACUUAUUUAUGUAGCCCUGAAGCAAAUGUAUACGAUAUAGAUUUUACGAGAUUUAAAAUAAGGGACUUGGAAACGGGAACUGUCUUGUUUGAGAUUGCUAAGCCCCCGACAGAUUUUGGGGUGGAUAAUGAGGGCACAGAGGAUGGAUCUGAUGAACCACUCGAUCCUAAUGCAGGGAGAUUUGUGCGGUAUCAAUUUACACCACAAUUUUUAAAAUUACGAACUGUUGGUGCUACGGUCGAGUUCACUGUUGGUGCAAGGCCAGUAAACCAUUUUAGAAUGAUCGAGAAGCAUUUUUUUAGAGACACUUUACUGAAGACAUUUGAUUUUGAAUUUGGAUUCUGUAUUCCAUUUUCUAAAAAUACAUGUGAACACAUCUACGAAUUUCCAACUUUGCCUUCAGAUCUUGUUGAAGAAAUGAUUGCAGGUCCGUUUGAAACAUGUUCUGACAGCUUUUACUUUGUUGAUAAUCAUCUUGUGAUGCACAAUAAGGCUGACUAUGCCUAUAAUGGAGGUAUAAACAAUUGAAAUACUUAGUCAUACAUUUUUAACUUGGCACUAAAAUGUACUAUUGUACUUAUUUAUUCACAAAAUAUGUUUUCAAAUGUGUGAUAUUUUAUAAAGUCAACAUGGUAAAUAGGCUUUUGGUUUGUGUUUUAAUGAGACGGGAUACAAAAAUUAACUUUUUAUUAAAUAUUCUAUUAAUUCUAUUAAUUUCAGUAACAACAAAUAGAUAGAAUUAUAUAACAUUCCAACAACUAAUAUUUAAAAAAAGCAAAAAAAAUUGUUUAUCAAUUAUUAUAAUAGUAGAUGUGUUCAUAAUAUUAAAAAAUAGAUGUGUAAUACAACUGAUCUCCACAUUAGAAAUCUAUAAAAUACUUUUUGCAUUUAUUGUAUUUUGUACAAGUAGUGUGUAAAAUUCAACAAUUUAGAUUUUAUUAGUAUAAUUUCAAUUCCAAAUUGAAUUUUUUUUUAAAUUAAAAAGAAGUCUAUUAAAAUACAAAUUUAAAUUAUUUCCACAAAAUGUUUGGAGUCACUGUUGUUCUUUCUUACACAUAAGCACUUAAGUUUGUCACUUUUUACACACCAUUUGUAUUAAUUUAGAUUGUAAGCAAGAAUUUAUACUUUAAAUUAUCUAGUCAUUUUGAUGUUUGCUUUAUUUGUAUGAAUAGAGGAUGAAAUGGUAUAUAAGAAAAUGUGUGAUUAAGUACAGGGAGUGAGAAUUAUAUAGAAAAUCAAUUUCGGUAUUUUUCGCGACUGUAUAAUGUAUGUCAAUAAACAAAAGUAAGAAAUUGAAUGAAUACCAUUGAGGUAUUAUUACUAUUUACUACGUAUAGAGAGGACACCACAAACAAAAUCUGUGCGACAAUCGCGGCGGUGCGGGGCGCGCGUGGGGCGGCUAGUUAGUCAUAGAUAGAAGCGAUGUUUGAGACGCUUCGCUCUAACUCGUGUUACAAAUAGUGUAGUAGCGAUGCCCUCUCUAGUACGUAGUAACUCAAUGAUGAAUACUACAGUUCUAUAUAAAUACAAACUUAAUGGCUGUUCGGAAGUUAGCUGCGAAUGCACGAGCGCGCAGGUAUCCGUUAAGUGUUAACGUUCCGGUAAUAUCUAAAAUCGUUUUCUGCGCAUCAGAUCGUUCGAUGUUCCGAUAAUAAAUGAGAUUAGCCAUUAGUUUCAAAUUUCAAUUGUACUGGUACUUUAACGUUGUCUUAAUUACUUUGUGUCACUCCUACAAAAAAAAUUGUUUAAUUUUAUGAAAGCACAUAACGAUUAAAUAUUGUAAUGUGUGUGAAAAUUCCUACUUACAUUUAUUUGUAAUUUAUAAUGGCAAAAUUGAAAAUAGUUACAAGGCCUACUUUUCUCUUGUUUUGAUGUACGGCAAAUUUAAAUAUAUGUAAAAACUAAGAUCUGAUCGAUCUUAAAAUGCCGUCCAUCGGCUUGUUUAACAAGUCACGCUUUAAAUUGAAUUUUAAUACAUAUUUACCGAGAAAAUGUGUUCAAAUCCUUUUGUUUAAUAACUAUGAAUAAUUAUAAAAAUGUUAAAGUUCAGGUGUAUUGUGGAGUCGAUGUUCACUUUGAAAGUAGAACAUUAAAAAGCUUGUAAUUUUAGAGGGGAUAAAAUAAAAAAUAUCAAUUGAAAAAAGUUUAUUUUAUUUACUUAUCACAUCAGUACACUGAUCAUUACAAAGUAGAAAAUAAAUAUGCUUACCGCUGUCUGCCCCUACUAAUGAAAACUCAAUAUUGCUGGACGCCUCACGAAGCAGGCGCGGGCCGCGCGGGUCAGUUAGUUAUCGUUACAUGUCGUAGUAGUUAGGAAAUAAUAAUAUUUUGGUGUAUUACAUAUUUUCAUAAUGUAAAGAAAAGCAUACAAUAGUAGGUAUAGUCCGAUAGGCGUAACCAGCUUUGCUAAGUGUGUGUGCAAAAAUUGUAGUAGGUAAUCCAGGGCUCAUAGAAAAUUUCCACUCUAGCUGCUAGGUAGAGAGGCUUCCGCCAGUGCAAACCUAAUCAAAUUCAGU
Colias croceus (clouded yellow) is the source of this 2827-nucleotide messenger RNA. RefSeq names its product protein unc-119 homolog (gene unc-119). Gene Ontology annotation, molecular function: lipid binding. Gene Ontology annotation, biological process: nervous system development; cilium assembly; lipoprotein transport. Gene Ontology annotation, cellular component: cilium. Bases 198 to 839 code for a protein of 213 amino acids. The record is from RefSeq and is a predicted model, not a curated record. Lineage: Eukaryota; Metazoa; Arthropoda; Insecta; Lepidoptera; Pieridae. The transcript is spliced from 3 exons.